AAAGGGUGGAGCAAGUGGCUGGUGUUUCUAAAUGAUGACUGUUAGUGACGAAGCACGCUUCUAAAGGAUUAGCUAGUCAUUUUCUGAAGAAGGAUCUGCAUCCGUGGGACAAGAGGUUGCAAGAUGUCUAUAAGACAAAAAUGCAUGGCUAUGAAAACCAUUUAAAGACCAGCAAAUCAAGAUAGUCUUCCAGGAAAUUAUCACGAUGAACGUUACGACAGCCACGUUUACUCUGUCCUGUUCAUCCAAUGUCACGGCAGCACCUCUUGGGGGUUAUGUCAUCACCUGGAGGAUGGCUAUGGUCGUUCUUAUUACAGUCCCGCUCUCUGCCAUCACCAUCAUUGGCAACAUCCUGGUCAUUGUUGCCUUCCACGUCAACCCUAUCCUCAGGACAGUCAGUAACUACUUCCUGUUGAGCUUGGCUGUGGCUGACCUCAUCCUGGGCACCAUCUCAAUGAACCUCUACACCACUUAUAUCCUUAUUGGACGCUGGACAUUAGGCAAUCUGGCUUGUGAUGUGUGGCUGGCUGUGGAUUAUGUAGCAAGUAAUGCCUCUGUCAUGAACCUGCUGGCCAUUAGCCUUGACCGUUACUUAUCCGUCACGCGACCUCUGACCUAUCGGGUCAGCCGCACGACCAGAAGGGCAGCACUGGUGAUUGCUCUGGCAUGGGGUAUAUCUUUCCUGCUUUGGGCACCAGCCAUCUUGUUCUGGCAGUACAUAGUAGGUGAAAGGACAGUGCCUGAAGAUCAGUGUUCAGUCCAGUUCCUAUCUCAGCCUGUGAUCACAUUUGGAACAGCCAUUGCAGCUUUCUACUUGCCUGUCAGUGUGAUGGUGGGUCUGUACUGGCGGGUGUACCGAGAGACGGAGAGACGUUCGCGGCAAUUGGCUGGGCUAAUAGCAUCCCGCAGGAGUGACUCAAACAAGUCAUCACAGUCCCAGUCCAGUGGCAGCUAUGUAAGUGACACUGAAGAAGCCAGGCAUCAGACAAACAUCCAGCCAGAGCCAGAAGAGAGCACUAGGACCCCGUGUCCCUCCUUCACCCAGUGCACAGCAUCAUGGUGGAAGAAGAGUAGGAUAAGGUACACUGGAGCCCCAUCACACGCUGUAAACAUCCACACACAAACUGGCACAGACUGCUUCCUCAGCAGUGAGGAUACGCAGAAAAAUGCUGCAUAUAUUCCGCUUGCUCAGGUCAAUAAGAGGCUGGACUCACUGAAUGAUUCUGAUGUUGAUUCUGAUGAUAUCCAAGUGGCGAACUGCCAAUCAGUCAGUCAGCAGUCCCUCAGACAAUGUCCCACCGUAACCACAAGAGCAUCACCUCUUUCACAGUCAGUUUCACAGAAAAGCCGCAAGCCACGCAGCUGGUCUCUGAUCAGAGAGAAGAAAGCAGCACGGACCCUGUGCGCCAUCCUACUGGCCUUCAUUGUGACGUGGACGCCCUACAACAUCAUGGUGCUGGUGUCCACAUUCUGUGAGCACUGUGUUCCUGAGGGGCUCUGGCAGUUGGGGUACUGGCUUUGCUACGUCAACAGCACGGUGAACCCAGUUUGCUAUGCAUUCUGCAACAAGCACUUUCAAGUCACCUUCAAGGCUCUGUUACUCUGCAGGUGGAAGGAGCAGAGGAAGGGGAAAAGAUGGACUGUUUCACAGGACAGCUAGUCAACUCACUAGAGACUGUGGGUUCCUCUCAUUUUUUAAUUGCACAUCCUUGUUUCCUUUCCUUGCGUCCUCAGAGAGGGGAGCUAAUGAGAUGCAAGCACAAGGGAAUUUGGCAAAUGAGACGUCCUUGCUCAUUGAAGUGGCAAUUAUUGAGACUUGUUGCACAAUUGCAUGGUCUAUCACUCGUCAUUACACACACUUACACACAGUGUAAUUAACAACUAAUUUACCAUCAAUCAAAACAUUACGUCAUAUGUACAUUGCAUUCUUAAAUGCCUCUAACUUACCUAUGGGCAUAUCAUAAGGAAAUUCCCUCACAUUUUACCCAUUGUUUUUUUUAUAUAUAUAUAUAUUUUUUAUUGUUAUUAUUUUUCUAUCUGUUUUUGGGGAAGUGCACAAUUUUUACAAUCAUGGGUUACAAAAAAAAGACAUAUAUAAGAGGCAACUGUUAUCCCCAUUUUCAGAUUCCUCUGAACAAACAUAAAGAAUUGAUACAUCCAUGUUGAUGAUGACGGGCUGAUGUCCAGGGCUGAAGUCCAGGGCUGAAGGAUGUAGAAUCGAGAGUAUUAAAAAUAACACUUUUUAUAAAAUUGUGGAGAUUCUUACAGUAUUUGCUAGCAUAAAGCUGUGGAUUUCUUGAACAGUUAACUAUUAACUUUGGUUUUGGUCUCACUCCAGGUUAAGUUAAGAACAGCUUGGACUAUGAAAAAUGAGGAUGAAGGCACAAAAAGAACAGUACACAGAGACAAAGACCGCUAGAGCUUUCCUUACUCUUUGUGAAUGCUAUAUUGGGCUAAACAGUCCAUAUUGUUUUGUGUUUAUUGUUAAAACACUGUUCAAGUCAGGUGUUUAUGUGCGG
Messenger RNA from Pangasianodon hypophthalmus (striped catfish), 2519 nucleotides. It is a transcript of the gene chrm1a, whose product is annotated as cholinergic receptor, muscarinic 1a. Gene Ontology annotation, cellular component: dendrite; plasma membrane; synapse. Gene Ontology annotation, molecular function: G protein-coupled acetylcholine receptor activity; G protein-coupled serotonin receptor activity. The coding region runs from base 206 to 1660 and encodes 484 amino acids. The record is from RefSeq and is a predicted model, not a curated record. Lineage: Eukaryota; Metazoa; Chordata; Actinopteri; Siluriformes; Pangasiidae. The transcript has 3 exons. Gene Ontology annotation, biological process: chemical synaptic transmission; adenylate cyclase-inhibiting G protein-coupled acetylcholine receptor signaling pathway; G protein-coupled receptor signaling pathway, coupled to cyclic nucleotide second messenger.